Elgaria multicarinata webbii is the source of this 2401-nucleotide messenger RNA. RefSeq names its product WD repeat and SOCS box containing 1 (gene WSB1). The transcript has 9 exons. Gene Ontology annotation, biological process: intracellular signal transduction; protein polyubiquitination. The coding region runs from base 102 to 1367 and encodes 421 amino acids. The record is from RefSeq and is a predicted model, not a curated record. Gene Ontology annotation, molecular function: protein binding. Lineage: Eukaryota; Metazoa; Chordata; Lepidosauria; Squamata; Anguidae.
GUUGGCGGCGGACGGUGGUGGGAAAGCGCCCAGGGCCGAACCAUUUCUGUGCUUUUAUUUUUACUCCCUGUUUAGAGCCGGUCUGAAGGGCGGCUCCGUAGAUGGCCAGCUUUCCCCCGAGUGUUAACGAGAAGCUCAUUGGACGAUCACGGACAGUGGGAGAGCUUUUAGCCCCGACUUCUCCUUUCGACCAGAAGUGUGGGCGGGAAAACUGGACCGUUGCCUUUGCUCCAGAUGGAUCCUACUUCGCUUGGUCACAAGGCCAUCGCAUAGUAAAGCUUGUUCCCUGGUCUCAGUGCCUUAAUAACUUUUCGUUGCAUGGCGUAAAGAAUUUUGCCAACUUAAGCCAUUCCAAGCUCUCGAGGCAGAACAGCGAUGGCGACCAGAAAGGCAAACCCCGCGAGCAUGUUAUAGAUUGCGGCGACAUAGUCUGGAGUCUCGCCUUUGGAUCAUCAGUGCCCGAAAAGCAGAGUCGUUGUGUGAACAUCGAAUGGCACCGGUUCAAAUUCGGCCAAGACCAGCUUCUGCUGGCGACCGGCUUAUCCAAUGGGCGAAUCAAAAUAUGGGAUGCCUAUACAGGGAAGCUCCUCCUUAACUUAAUGGACCAUACUGAAGUUGUCAGAGACUUAACUUUUGCACCCGAUGGGAGUCUGAUUCUAGUAUCUGCCUCAAGAGACAAAACGCUCAGGGUGUGGGACCUCAAAGAUGACGGAAAUAUGAUGAAAGUAUUAAGAGGCCACCCAAACUGGGUGUAUAGUUCUGCUUUUUCUCCCGAUUCCUCCAUUCUCUGCUCCGUGGGGGCCAAUAAAACAGUGUUACUUUGGGACAUGGAUAAGUACGUCCUCAUCCGGAAGCUGGAAGGGCACCACAACGAUGUUGUAGCCUGCGAGUUUUCCCCCGAUGGAGCUUUGCUGGCUACGGCAUCACACGACACCCGUGUCUAUGUCUGGGACCCACAUAUUGGAGCAAUCUUGAUGGAGUUUGGGCAUCUCUUUCCCCCUCCUACUCCAAUAUUUGCUGGGGGCGCAAAUGACCGAUGGGUCAGAUCUGUCUCGUUCAGUCAUGACGGAAUGCAUAUUGCAUCUCUUGCUGAUGAUAAGAUGGUGCGGUUCUGGCGCAUUGAUGAGGAAUACCCUGUGCAGGUUGCACCUUUAAGCAACGGACUUUGCUGUGCCUUUUCAACUGAUGGCAAUGUUUUAGCUGCUGGAACGCAAGACGGAAGUGUGCACUUCUGGGCCACACCCAAGCAUGUUCCCAGCCUCCAGCACUUGUGCCGCAUGGCGAUCAGGCGCGUGAUGAACACCAGCCAAGUGCAGAAUUUGUCUAUUCCUUCCACGAUCGCGGCUUUCCUUUCCUACCGAAUUUAGGAGAAAGAUCUGUCUGGCACAUCGGGUAAAAGAAGACAUCAAGUGGUUGUUUUUUAAAUAGCCUCCGAGCUUCAACACUUCAUGGGUUCGGAAAUAAAUUUGACCAUCAUUCUUUAAAAAGAAAAGAAAAAAGUCAAGAUUCUUAAUGCUGAUCCCGAGGAGCGUUCAAAGGUGUUAUGUAUAGAAAAGAACAGGAUAGAUGUAUUUCUGACGUUGUCAGACAAUGUUUUUCAAAGAAAUUCUAACUGUGAAAACAUGUACAUAUUUAGGUGUAAGCUGCAAUGUGCUAUCCACGUAUAUCUUUCGUGAUUGCUCUUUUGAUAUAGAGUGUGUGUGUGUGUAUAUAUAUAUAUUAUAUAUAUAUGAGUGUGUGUUUGUAUUUGUGUAUGCAUACAGUACAAAACCUAAGAUUGCCAAUGUUUGCCUAUUUCUGUGCCCUGAACACAAGAGCCGCUAUUUUGUUUAUGUAGGUCUUUUUGGAGCCACAGGCUGUACAUCUGCUGUGUAAAGUAGCACCGGCUGGUUUUGCGUUUGGAGCACAGAGAUAAGCAACCAUUGACAAAUCAUAGGCAGCUUUGGUUCUGCACAUUGCGUGGGUCGCACAAAGACGCCCCCACCCCCCCCAGAUUCAGAGUUGUGUUCAUCUUGUGAGUCAGAGGAAGUGAAUUUUCUUGAGGCCCACGGCAUAAAAAGGGAGCGCGGAGAGAUAGGCGCAAAACUUGUAAAGUUGAUUUAGCAGGUGUGUCAUCUUCAGGGAGGCCUUACUUUUCCAACGAAACAACUGGUUAAUAUUUUGGAUAGUAUGGGAUCCUUAAAUCAGAGGCGUUUCCCCCCCACUAUUCUGUGACCUUUUGUCAUUUCAAGGGGUGACAUUGGGUGAACUACCAAAGACGAGCAUCUUUUUCCCCCUCUUCGCUUUUGCCUUCCGUGUAUUUGGACCUGCAGAUACAACGAUUGUAUGCAUCACAUAAAAUGCCUGAUUAUAUAUAUUUUGUUUGAACUUUUUUAUAUUAAAGAAUUGUACGGAAAAAAAA